Molecule: messenger RNA, 192 nt
Organism: Clunio marinus
Lineage: Eukaryota; Metazoa; Arthropoda; Insecta; Diptera; Chironomidae
Source: the annotation of a GenBank genome assembly
AUGGAUAUGUUAGAGAGACAUCAAUUGAAUGGUGAAUGGAAACUCGUCCUAUUUGCUUCCUUCGCAGCAUUUGUUAAGGCAAAGUUAUUUAGAAAAAGAAUUUCCGAAACUGAACAAUGUUUUCAGGGCUGCCCAGCUUUGAAAAAAAAAGAAUCAACAUUAACGGCAAAGACAACGAAAACAAUAUACUAG